Molecule: messenger RNA, 2484 nt
Organism: Patiria miniata (bat star)
Lineage: Eukaryota; Metazoa; Echinodermata; Asteroidea; Valvatida; Asterinidae
Product: ribonucleoside-diphosphate reductase subunit M2 B-like
Exons: 8
Coding region: 181-1383 (400 amino acids)
Biological process (GO): deoxyribonucleotide biosynthetic process
Cellular component (GO): cytosol
Molecular function (GO): ribonucleoside-diphosphate reductase activity, thioredoxin disulfide as acceptor
Source: RefSeq, a predicted model, not a curated record
UGGGCGCGCCACGUAUAUCCCAUAACCCGCGAAAAUCAAUUUUGGCGUUUGGAAUUGUUCAUUCGUCCUGUUGCUCCCGCCCUGGCCACAUCUGUUCAACUAGCCCAGUAUUUACCCCCAUUAAUAGUAAUUCACAUCCUCGUCUUUGCAGCUGUAAAGUAGCCCUUCAAAUCACUCAAAAUGUUGUCGAUGCACUCACCAGAUUCCACCGCUAACAAGAUGAAGACCCUGACCAAUAAUAUGCAAAAUUCGAGAAUCAGCGACCAAGAAAACCAGCAUCCAAUGAGGACAAAACAAGUCAAAGUUCUUGGAGACAGCCAAAAGCAAAAUAUUAUUCCCACAACGAAGACCCCAUCGAAAGAGGAGAAAAGGAAAGAGCUGAAGGAAUUUAAGAAAAAGCAGCAAGAUUUGCUACAAGAUGAGCCACUUCUACGCGAGAACCCUCAUCGGUUUGUCAUCUUUCCCAUUCAGUACAAGGACAUCUGGGACAUGUACAAGAAGGCAGAGGCGUCGUUCUGGACGGUCGAGGAAGUCGACCUCUCCAAGGACCUCCCAGACUGGGAGUCCCUCAAGCCGGACGAGAGGCACUUCAUCUCCCACGUCUUGGCCUUCUUCGCCGCCAGCGACGGCAUCGUGAACGAGAACCUCGUGGAGCGGUUCAGCCAGGAGGUUCAGGUGCCCGAGGCGCGGUGUUUCUACGGGUUCCAGAUCGCCAUCGAGAACAUUCACUCCGAGAUGUACAGCUUGUUGAUUGACACCUACAUCAGAGACCCCAAAGAAAGGACGUUCCUGUUCAAUGCCAUUGAGACCCUACCUUGCGUCAAGCAGAAGGCUGACUGGGCGCUGAACUGGAUCAACUCGGACAUGUCCACCUACGGCGAGAGGGUUGUGGCCUUCGCCGCUGUGGAGGGCAUUUUCUUCUCGGGAUCCUUCGCCUCCAUCUUCUGGCUGAAGAAGAGAGGACUGAUGCACGGCCUGACGUUCUCCAAUGAGCUGAUCAGUCGCGAUGAGGGUCUGCACUGUGACUUUGCCUGCCUCAUGUUCAGCCAUCUCGUCCACAAACCCUCAGAGGAACGCAUCAAGUUCAUCAUCAAGGAGGCUGUCAAGAUCGAGCAGGAGUUCCUCACGGACGCGCUGCCGUGCUCGCUCAUCGGAAUGAACGCCAAGCUCAUGAAGCAGUACAUCGAGUUUGUGGCCGACAGGUUGCUCCUAGAGCUCAAAUGCACGAAGAUCUGGAAUGUCGAGAACCCCUUUGAUUUCAUGGAAAACAUCUCUCUGGAAGGCAAGACCAACUUCUUCGAGAAGAGGGUCGGCGAGUACCAGAAAUCGGGCGUCAUGGCGUCCAAAGAGGAGCAGGUAUUCAGGUUAGACGCAGACUUCUAAAUAAAGCACUGAAAUAAACCAGAUAUAAUCCUUAUCCCUGUCUGGAAUGUCGAGAAGCCCUUCGAUUUCAUGGAAACAUCUCCCUGGAAGGCAAGACCAACUUCUUUGCUAUGCAAUAUCAUUUUGGAGAGCGGAUAUGAGUGGGUGUAGAAAAUGACUUAUCGAGAAUCUAUCUUAAUGCAAUAAGUUUUGGACACUCCUUACUCGUGGUGCUUAUUUUUAUCCGAAUGUUUGUCCAAUUUUGUGUAACGUUUUAUACCUCAUUUCUUACAAAAAAAAUUACGAAACAAUUGUGAGUUUUUAUCAAGUGUGUCUGAGUGCGAGUCUUUUGAUAACAAUUUUCAAUUUGAGUAGAGCUGAGCGUUGGAACUGAGCGUUGGGCAGAGACUAACAAACGUCAUGGGCCAAUGCAUGCUGGGAAAACCAGUACGCAGGGCAGCUUUCGCGUUUGUUUCGUUUGAACAAAGAGAAACGUGAGCAACAGGGAACACAUACUUAUUUAUCAAUCCUGUACAAAAAGAGCAUGUUUUACCAAAGUCGGACACUUUUUGAAAUUUUUAAUAAAAAAUAGUUUAAAUAGACGUGUACAUUCCAAUCGUACCUGUGACCUUAUGUUACAAAAAAAACAAAAUCUGUCCGAACUUUACAUACUCUAAAUUUGAGGUUACAAACAGUAAUGUAGAUGUUUUCCUAAUAGUGCCUUCGUAUUGUAAAUGUUAACUUGAUAUGUUAUAGUUUUAUUGUAAAUAUCAGUCUUUGUGUAGCGAUUUUAUAAAGUUUGAGUUCAUACUGACCAGCAAAUCCACUGCCACAACGCAAAAUAUUACAGCAGACGAAAAACAUACAAAUCCUAGCUUGAAAAUAUUGCUCUAUUAGUUGUUUACUUUGCUUCAGUAGUUCUUGUACAUGUAAACUUUUGAUAAAGGCUGGAUAUCGGGACCAAAACUGAAUAUUAUUGCUUUUUGAUAAAUUUGACAUUUUUUUAUUGUGUACUUCAUGAAACUUUUGUAUCAUGCAUUUUAUUUGUACUCAAAUUUCUUUUUAAAUGGUAGUGCCGUUUGUGCCUUAAUACUGAAAGUAGAAAUUUUAAACCAAUAAUUA